AGUGCCCUGCAGCAGACACGGACAAAAGAUAAAUCUCUUCCCCACAUACGUCAGGUUUAGACUAAAACAUCACUUAAACCCCUUUAUUGCUAUUGUUUGACAGGGGGUAUCAUCACAUAAUCAUCACAUAAAAACCUUUAUCCUGGAAAUAUAGGUUGUUUAACUAAUAGUUUAAUCACAUCUUCUCGCACUGCGCCACCACUCUCGUUAUCCACCACAUCCGCAACCAUGGGUAACGUACCUACCAAGGAAACCAGGAGUCGAUCCAACACCGAUUCAUCAUCAGUAUCCGAUUUCAUCACCUCAGGAGGUGCUGUAUCGAUUCAAAACACGAUUGCUGCAAGCAGUAGAUCCCUGCAACGAAGAAACACCACGUCGUUCAAUGGCCAUCAACGGUCAGCAUCUUCGGAGUUACGAAGGAUGAAACGACAACAGGAGAAGGAUAACGCCUUGGAAAAGCAUUAUCAUCAAUUAAUUGUCAAGUUUAAUGAGCAUGUCGAUGGUGGAUACUUGGCUCCGUUUGGGACGUACAAAUCCAAUCUUGAUUACAAUUGUGAUGUAGUUCGGCGAUUGAUUAUUGAAGGGAAAUUAUCGCCGUUUUUCACUCCAUUGCAGGAUUUUGAUGAGAGUUGGACCGAUGAAGAACUUUACAUUAUCUUAAAACAAUUACCCUUACAUGCAUUAGAACCGGGGUUCAAUGACGAAGAAGAAGAGGAUGAUGUGGACGACCACAAGAUUCACAAGUCUUCAAACUUUUAUAAACGUCAAGAAGAGAAAUCCAAGUUGAAAGCCUUGAUUGCUAGAGUCAAGGAAGCACAAAAGGUUGAAGAGCAACGAUAUUUAGAAAGCAAAGCAACUAGCACAGACAUGUCUAGUCGUGAUUUGUUAUUACGUCUAUAUCGACAACCCCGGGAAUGUCCUAUUUGCUUCUUGUACUAUCCAUCCCAUUUGAAUGUGUCGAAAUGUUGUCUUCAACCAAUAUGCACUGAAUGUUUUGUUCAGAUUAAGCGAUUGGACCCUCAUCCUCCACAUGAAGAACAAGCUAAUGCAAAUCCAAAUGAACCUCCAUUGCCCCAUACAUUAAUUUCCGAGCCAGCCAGUUGUCCAUAUUGUGCUUCUCCAAAUUUUGGAGUUACUUAUGUACCACCGAAAGACUUGUGUACUGGGAUCGGAGGAAUUAAACCAAGUCAAUAUAAACAGUAUACAGGAAAUGGCGAUAUCACUGAUGAAGAAGAUGAAAAAGUUAGUAGAACUAACAAGAAAACCCCACCGGCUAUGGUUAGGAGAAAAAGUGCCACGCCAGAAUUGAUCACGAUAGAUAUGAUUCGACCAGAUUGGGAAACCAAAUUGCUUUCUGCUAGAAACAAGUUGGCAAGAAAAGCAGCUACUGCCAGUGCAAUUCAUGCUUCUAAUUUAAUAAUUCUGGAUAGUACUGAAAGCGCUAGCGGAGUUACUGAUGACACUAGAAGAAGACGUGGAAGUGGUGAAACCGGUCGAAGACGAGGUAAUACUGCUGGAUCUGCCAGCAAUAGUAAUCUUCGAUCAAUAGAAGACAGAAUGAUUGAAGAAGCAUUAAGAUUGUCGAUUAUAGAUGAGGAAAUAAGAAAGAAAAAGGCCGAAGAAGAAGAGGCCAAGAAGUAAACGUUUGGAUAUAGAUUUAUAUAAUGUGCAUAACGAUAUAGUUGAUUUAAGUUAAUAAAUGACAGUACGGAAUUU
This is a messenger RNA of Spathaspora passalidarum NRRL Y-27907, 1716 nucleotides long. RefSeq names its product Sip5p (gene SIP5). The record is from RefSeq and is a predicted model, not a curated record. The transcript has a single exon. Gene Ontology annotation, cellular component: cytoplasm. Bases 229 to 1641 code for a protein of 470 amino acids. Lineage: Eukaryota; Fungi; Ascomycota; Pichiomycetes; Serinales; Debaryomycetaceae.